GUAGGGCGUCCUUCAUAUAAAACGUUCCCAAAAUCGGCUCACCUUCCCUCCUAUUUUAAAAUUUCUCUUUUCUUCCACGCCCGAAAGAAUUCUUUUUCUCUUUCGCGCAUUCUAGUACUGAGAGAGAAGAUGAUUCAGAAACUGUUCAGUAGAGGCUCUGGCUCUAGAGACGCCAUGGAUAUUUCUCCACAAUCCAUCCCUUUCUCUCCUUCUCCCUCUUCUACUGUCGUUGCUACGGGCCCCGCGAGGCCCUUGCGUCUCGUGUACUGCGACGAGAAGGGAAAGUUUAGGAUGGACCCUGAGGCCGUCGCCACACUUCAGCUUGUGAAAGGGCCUAUAGGGGUUGUGUCCGUAUGCGGUCGAGCUCGUCAAGGCAAGAGCUUUAUAUUAAACCAGCUUCUCGGGAGAAGUACAGGAUUUCAAGUUGCAUCUACCCAUCGGCCUUGCACCAAAGGACUUUGGAUGUGGAGUGCUCCCUUAAAGAUGACUGCACUUGAUGGAACAGAAUACAGUCUUGUACUUUUGGAUAGUGAAGGCAUUGAUGCAUAUGAUCAAACGGGAACCUACAGCACCCAGAUAUUCUCCUUGGCUGUUCUCCUAUCUAGCAUGUUCAUCUACAACCAGAUGGGUGGUAUUGAUGAAGCUGCACUUGAUCGUCUAUCUCUUGUCACUGAAAUGACUAAACACAUACGUGUUAGAGCUUCUGGAGGAAGGACUACAGCAUCUGAGCUUGGGCAGUUCUCCCCAAUAUUUGUUUGGCUUCUUAGGGACUUUUAUUUAGACUUAGUAGAGGAUAAUAGGAGAAUAACACCACGUGAUUACCUAGAGCUUGCCUUGAGGCCAAUGCAAGGGAGUGGAAAAGACAUAGCUGCAAAAAAUGAGAUACGAGAGUCGAUUCGUGCUCUUUUCCCAGAUAGAGAAUGCUUCACCCUUGUUCGGCCACUUAACCAGGAAAAUGAUCUUCAACGACUUGACCAAAUCUCUGUGAGUAAUUUUAAUGUGUAUUUGGUCUUAAUAAUAAUUAUAUGGGGAGGAACUCUGUCUGUCUAG
This is a messenger RNA of Macadamia integrifolia, 1050 nucleotides long. RefSeq names its product guanylate-binding protein 2-like. Bases 130 to 1050 code for a protein of 306 amino acids. Gene Ontology annotation, molecular function: GTPase activity; GTP binding. Lineage: Eukaryota; Viridiplantae; Streptophyta; Magnoliopsida; Proteales; Proteaceae. The record is from RefSeq and is a predicted model, not a curated record. The transcript has 6 exons.